This is a messenger RNA of Sclerotinia sclerotiorum 1980 UF-70, 255 nucleotides long. RefSeq lists its product with no specific name. Lineage: Eukaryota; Fungi; Ascomycota; Leotiomycetes; Helotiales; Sclerotiniaceae. Bases 1 to 255 code for a protein of 84 amino acids. The record is from RefSeq and is a predicted model, not a curated record. The transcript is spliced from 5 exons.
AUGGGCAUCCGUCCUGUCACACAGCAGAUGCACAUGAACAUGAACAUGCCCUUGGUAAGUUUACCAUCACGUUCUGUUUCCCACAUCCACUGCAAGAGAAGAGUUGCGUCCAGCUGUGGAGAUUCCAGCCGCGGUAUCGCUCCCUAUUAUCAUAACUCUGACUUGAGCGAUCAUUUUUCCAUAACCCCACCUCUCAUCUUGAAGGCAGGUCAUGGCCGGAAUGCCAAGCUCAUUGCCAGAUGGGAGAAAGGAUAA